Molecule: messenger RNA, 1269 nt
Organism: Eruca vesicaria subsp. sativa (arugula)
Lineage: Eukaryota; Viridiplantae; Streptophyta; Magnoliopsida; Brassicales; Brassicaceae
Source: the annotation of a GenBank genome assembly
AUGGUGGUGAUAUCAUCGGCUGAACUAACCAAAGAACUUCUUAAGACGCAAGACGUCAACUUCGCGGACCGGCCUCUCCACCGUGGCCAGGAGUUCAUGUCCUAUGGCCGACGUGACAUGGCAUUUCAUCAUUACACACCGUAUUACCGGGACAUAAGGAAGAUGGGGAUGAACCACUUGUUCUCACCCACACGUGUGGCCACCUUUAAGCACGUACGUGAGGAGGAGGCUAGGAGGAUGAUGGAUAAGAUCGGUAUGGCCGCUGAUAACUCCAAAGCGGUCGAUAUAAGUGAGCUUAUGUUGACAUUCACCAACUCCGUUGUAUGUAGACAAGCGUUCGGGAAGAAGUAUAAUGAAGAUGGUGAAGAGAUGAAAAGGUUCAUCAAGAUUCUUUAUGGGAGUCAGAGCGUUUUCGGAAAGAUUUUUUUCUCUGAUUUUUUUCCUUUUACUGGCUAUGUUCUCGAUGAUUUGACACGCCUCACCACUUAUAUGAAAGAAUGUUUCGAAAGACAAGACACUUAUCUGCAAGAGAUUGUCGAUGAAACACUUGAUCCCAAUAGGGUCAAGCCUGAAACGGAGAGCAUGAUUGAUCUCUUGAUGGAUAUCUACAGAGAUCAACCUUUCGCAUCCAAGUUCACUCUAGAGAAUGUCAAAGCCGUGGUCUUGGAUAUUGUAGUUGCGGGAACGGACAAGGCAGCUGCGGCGGUUGUGUGGGGAAUGACUUAUCUAAUGAAGUGCCCUCAUGUAAUGAAGAAAGCUCAAGCUGAAGUGAGAGAAUAUAUGAGGGAGAGAAGGUUAACGUUCGUCACUGAAGACGACAUGAAGAACCUUCCUUACUUCAGAGCCUUAGUUAAAGAGACACUAAGAGCAGCAGCAUCAAUAAAUCUUGAUACAGACACCAAGAUCGCUGGCUACGACAUUCCCGCAGGGACCACGGUUAACGUCAAUGCAUGGGCCGUGUCACGUGACGAGAAGGAGUGGGGCCCAAACCCUGACGAGUUCAGACCCGAAAGGUUUCUCGAGAAGGAUGUUGAUUUCAAAGGAACGGACUACGAGUUCAUACCGUUCGGGUCGGGUCGGAGAAUGUGCCCGGGAAUGCGGCUUGGUUCAGCUAUGCUUGAAGUUCCUUAUGCGAAUCUUCUCUAUAAAUUCGACUUCAAACUUCCUAAUGGAAUGAAACCAGAAGAGAUCAACAUGGAUGUCAUGACUGGACUCGCUAUGCACAAGGCUAAGCAUCUCAUGCUUGUCCCCGAGAAAGUGAACGUGUGA